Drosophila biarmipes is the source of this 774-nucleotide messenger RNA. RefSeq names its product augmin complex subunit wac. NCBI's taxonomy places the organism in Eukaryota, Metazoa, Arthropoda, Insecta, Diptera, Drosophilidae. The transcript has 3 exons. The record is from RefSeq and is a predicted model, not a curated record. Bases 180 to 671 code for a protein of 163 amino acids.
GAUUAUCGAUGGCUAGAAAAUUAAAGAAGGCUUCAUCAACAAAAACAAAUUUAAAGUUUUGCGUGAAUCCAGGGUUUUAAUAAAAUUUUGUCGAUUGCAGCCGCGUUAUUUGCCUUGCCAAACCGGCUUUUUGCAAUAUCGGCUUCGACGCCAUCAUUAGUUUCCGACCUCCAAUCAAAAUGCAGAGUUUAAAGAUUCAAGAGGAAAUCAAAUCUUUAAAGGCCCUAGGCCAGCAUUUCGAAGAGCAGCUGAGGCUGGCAAGCGUCGAGUUGGGGGACUUCUCUGAUGAAGAUCUGGCACUUCUUGACAAAUGCGUGCAUUACUAUGCUCUUUCCCAAAUCCACGAUUUAAAUCUGAACUUCAUGCGUGACUUUUACUGUGCCAGGAAAAGAGAAUGUAUCGAAAACAGGCAGACCAAAGUGCAACAACGCAUAGAGCUGCAGCGUAUAAAGUCUGCCAUCGAGGAGGCAACUAAGGACGUAGCCGUCUUGGAACGGUUUGUGAAUGCAGCAGAAGAGCGGCUCAUUCCAGAUAUUGUCGUUUUGCAACGUAACAGCCAACAUCUUGCCACCAAACAGGCCUUGUUGGACAGACAAAAAAACCUGAAGAUACCGAAGGAUUUCAACAUUGAGAGCGUCAUUGAAAAGGUGGAUUCGCUCGAACGGCCAUAGUGAAUGGUAUCGACUUUGUUUUUUAAAAAAUUAUUUAAUUGUAUUUACUCAGUAAUGCAAAAACACUUUACAAUAACAUAAAAUCUGCAAAUUUAAAAGACAA